Messenger RNA from Hibiscus syriacus, 360 nucleotides. Its product is annotated as eukaryotic translation initiation factor 2 subunit alpha homolog. Lineage: Eukaryota; Viridiplantae; Streptophyta; Magnoliopsida; Malvales; Malvaceae. The transcript has a single exon. Bases 1 to 360 code for a protein of 119 amino acids. The record is from RefSeq and is a predicted model, not a curated record. Gene Ontology annotation, molecular function: RNA binding; translation initiation factor activity; ribosome binding. Gene Ontology annotation, cellular component: eukaryotic 48S preinitiation complex; multi-eIF complex; eukaryotic translation initiation factor 2B complex.
AUGGGUGCCCACAUUUUGUUCCUUGAAUACAACAACAUAGAAGGCAUGAUCUUGUUCUCGGAACUCUCCCAUCAUCGGAUUCUUAGUGUCAACAGUCUAAUCAAGUUCGGCCGAACCGAGCUGGUGAUUGUCCUCCACGUCGAUAAGGAAAAGGGUUACAUAAAUUUGAGUAAGAGAAGGGUUAGCGAGGAAGAUAUUCAGGCUUGUGAAGAAAGGUAUAACAAGAGUAAACUUGGUCAUUCUAUUAUGCGACAUGUUGCCGAGACUUUGGAUAUCGAUUUGGAGGUAAUUCUUGCUUUUCUUCUCCUCCUCAUUUUUGCUAUGUUUAUGGCUACUUACAGUUUGUUCAUUUGGAUAUGA